Molecule: messenger RNA, 716 nt
Organism: Diversispora eburnea
Lineage: Eukaryota; Fungi; Glomeromycota; Glomeromycetes; Diversisporales; Diversisporaceae
Source: the annotation of a GenBank genome assembly
GUUCUGAAAAAAAAUCUCAAUGUCUCGAAGCUAAAAAAAUAUUAAAGCAAUGGAUAUUGAAACAUCAUCAGAAUGCUGUUGCAGUAACUUGUAAUAUGAUAAAAAUGCAUAUGUUAAUAUUAUUAUCAACUGAUUUUGUAGAAACUUAUCCUGGUGCAGACAGUAAAUUUUGUGCUACUGAUAUGUGGCUCUUUCGAUUUAUGAAAAGAAAUAAUUUUACUCUUCAACAUAAAACAAAAAUUUCUCAAAAACUUCUAGAAGAUCUUACAGAUAAGAUCAUUAACACCUGUGAAUCCAAAACUGUAAAUGUAUGUAUAACUGAUAACGAAAAAAAUAGAUUUACAUGUGUACUUACAAUACUUGCUGAUGCAGGAAUAAAUGUAUGGUUUGAAAAAAUAUGGUCAAAAAGACCAGGUGGUUUAGCUUAUAAAAAAGAAAGAGCAUUGUUAGUAUUAGAUAGUUUUGAAGAACAUAAGACCAAAAAUAUAAAAAAAAAAGCUAGAGAAGAAAAUACUGAUCUUUGUGUUAUUCCUGAUGAACUUACUUCAACAGUUCAGCUAUUAGAUAUAAUCAAAGCCUGGAAUGAUAUUUCUUCUGAAAUGGUUUCAAAAUCUUUUAAAAAAUGUGGUAUUUCUAAUGCAAUGGACGGAACUGAAGAUGAUUUUAUUUGGAAGAAAAAUAAUGAAAAUAAUAAUAUGAUGAUGAAAUUGACACUG